AAGUAGACCGCACUCGGCAAGAUGGCGUCGCUGUCUUUUUCUCAAAAGAAAGCCCUGGCGUUGCUCAUUUUAAGAAGGAGGAGGAGGAGGAGGAGGAGGAGGGGGAGACUUGCUGCAGGAAAAAAGCCGAUGUGGGUUCCUCCCAUUGUCAAGGCUCGUCGGAAUCUCGGAGAGUUUGGGCUUGUUCGUGAGCUACAAUUGGACCAAGACCGCUUUGAGCUAUAUUUCAGGCUAAGCAGAGAGCAGUUUGAAAGCCUCCUGCAGAGAGUUGGCCCAAGUAUCACGAAGAAAACUACAAACUUAAAGCAGCCCAUUUCGCCAACUCAACGUCUGGCCAUUUGUUUGAGAUUCCUGGCAAGCGGAGACUCCUACACCGCCAUUGCCUCCAGUUACCGCUUGGGGAUCUCGACAAUAUCAGGCAUCGCAUCUGAUGUCUGCCGGGAGAUUUGGAACCACCUGAAGGAGGAGUUCCUACCUGCCCCGAAGGCUGCAGAUUGGAGGGAAAUAGCCCAAGGUUUCAGGGAGAGGUGGGACUUCCCCAACUGCUUGGGAGCCUUGGAUGGCAAGCACGUUGUCAUCCAGGCACCAGCAAACUCCGGCUCGCUAUUUUACAACGACAAGGGCACCCGCUCCGUGGUCCUGAUGGCCGUCGUGGAUGCCAGCUACCGCUUCAGGAUGGUGGACGUGGGCGCCUUUGGACGCAGCGGCGAUGAGGGAAUUUUUGCUGCGUCAGCUUUUGGACAGGCUUUGGGGCGGGGCACCCUGGACCUGCCGGAGGAUGCCCCUCUCCCUGGCGCUGCCCACAUGGGCCCCAUGCCUCACACAUUUGUGGCAGAUGAGGCUUUUCCUCUCAGGAAAAAUUUGCUCCUGCCCUACCGCGGAAGAAACCUUUUGAGCUCGGAAAGGAUUUUCAACUUCCGCCUCUCCAGAGCUCGCCGAGUAGUUGAGAACGCCUUUGGGCUCCUCUCUGCCCGGUGGAGGAUUUAUCAUCGCGUGAUUGGAGUGAAACCUGAAAAUGUGGAUUUGAUUGUGAAGGCCACUGUGGCUCUUCACAAUUUUCAGAGGUGGAACUCGGCAGGGCAGGCCGACUUCACGCCGGAAGCCGAGGCGUGCCCUACGCGUGCCCUACGAGAAGUCCCGACUGUCAGCUCCGACCACGCCUGCAAAGAUGCCACUGGCGUCCGGGACAAGUUUGCUACGUACUUCCUGUCUGCUGCCGGUGACGCGUCCUGGCAGAAACAGCUCGUCUGACCGCUUACCUGACCAAACCAUCUCCUUUUGCUGCUUCAAAAAACAAACAAAAACAACGUUCGCCUUUAAGAGCCAGUCAUUUUUUUCUGCAUUUCAAAGUUUUCAAAAAAAGGAACACUGAAUGUAAGUUCAUAACUAAUUUUCAUUCUACAUCAAACUAUAUCUGUGCACAGAGUAAUCUGAAAAAAAAACAAUACUUCCAUUGGCCAAAAUAUUUGAUUGAAAAGGUGUGUAAACUGUGAAGACAAAUUGAGAACAUGCUGAACUAUAGAACCAACAAACAUUGAUUGAAGAGCAACUUAAAAGAAUGACAUAAUGUCUAUGAAAACUCUGUACGGUGAAGCACCUCCAGAAUUUCAAUUUUGGCCUGACUCCUCUUUUUAGGUCACCUUCUGUUGGGUUUAGGAUACAGGUUGCCAUUUCAUUUUUGUAGGUGUCGGGGUGCUACACGUGCCUGCCAAGUUUGGCAUGUAGCGUGUAGGUGUGACGUACCAAGAUAGCUCUCUGAUCAACUGAAAGUAUGGCAGCUGCAGAACGUUCGAAAAAGCUCAAACUGUACUUUUACGGGGUCACAGGUCACUUCCUGUUGGGUUUAGGAUAUGCGUGGCUUUGACGUUUUCGUACAUCUGGGGUUGCUAGACGUAUCUGCCAAACGUAGCGCCAGUAAGACUUGGAUGAAGUUUAAGCAUUUUCGGUUUGAUUCAGUUUUAAGCCACGUCACGUAGUGUGUCAAAAAAAAAAAAAAAAAGCUUUCGAUAAAUUUUAAUGUCCCAGGUCUUAAGAUGGUACAGGCCAACUUUGAAGCGAAAGCUGUAGGAGUAGUUCGCAAAACUAUAAACCUUGCAAAAAUGGAAACAUUUUGCAAAUUGGGCAUUCACUUCCUGUUGUGUUUAGGGUAUGGCUUGUGCGUCUGGGGGUGCUUUACAUGUGUACCAAUUUUCGUGGCCUUAGGUCAAACGUAGCAGCCAACGGGAAACGGCCGAGGUUCCCGCGCUGAAAGGGAAAAGCGUCCCCUCGAUCGGACCGCUGUGCUCGCCCCGUCCCGCCCUCCAAACCGCUCUUACGUGUGACAAGAGACCGGCACGUCCGGCCGUAGCGCCGCGUGCGCGUUGGCGGCAUCCGCGUCACAUUCGGCGAAGAACACACACGACAGCCGCCGCGGAAGCCUCGCUGGCCACGCACUCGGACGGCGCCUGACGAUCACAUGACGCAAGCGCGGUCACGUGACUGACGCGAGCCAACAGGAAGUUGCCGACAGAGAACGUGUGCUGGGGCGGGGCGGCGCUACGUAGACCGUCACGCGGCCGUCCCGGAACUGGAAACAUCGGGUCGCGGCUGCCGACUUUCUGGUCAGAUGGCCCAACGUGAAAAUCGCAGCAGUCCAGCUGAAAGAUCAGACAGGAAGUCACCGGGGUUCCCGCGGAGACAGCAGUGCCGGCCAAAUGCAUCGUGGGAAGUAGACGGCGUCGCCUCGACGAUGACCGGGUUUCGCUCUCGUGAGCCCUCGUAGCCCAACGGGCCGCUAUCCUCCGCGAGGCGGGACCGGGUCAGGUAGCGCUUCCCGCAUGCCCACAAAAAUGCAAAACCAUCAACACACGUCACACUCCACAAUCGCAACACUCGCCAGAAUCGUCAUAUUUGCCAAAAGCAAUAAUCAUCAUAAAGUGGACUCCCCGCUUAUUUUGAGUUUGGCACCCACGGAUUCACCUAU
Molecule: messenger RNA, 2962 nt
Organism: Phycodurus eques (leafy seadragon)
Lineage: Eukaryota; Metazoa; Chordata; Actinopteri; Syngnathiformes; Syngnathidae
Exons: 3
Coding region: 22-1251 (409 amino acids)
Source: RefSeq, a predicted model, not a curated record